UUAACCAAGCUAGAAUAUAUAGAUCUGGUUUAAGUGUGUUUUCAAAAGUACAGAGAUACAUAUCAGAAUUUAAGUCGUUUUAUAUUAUGAUAUGAUGUUAACUCACUGAAAGGACUGUGAGCUAAUAAGAUGGGCGACGAAGAACAGGAGACCGCCAAAACCGUGGCAACAGGACCGAGCUCACCGUCUUCUCUGGCGACCGGCUUUGGCAUCGAUGACCCUCGGGUGGAGAUUGUGGCAGACUACCUGCUGCGCCACUAUCGCCUCAAACCGGACCGCUGGGUCAAAUUCUACAACAACCCAGAUAACCAAGCUGCUUUGUUUCAAUUCUUCAAUGACAGUGAGGAUGAUCUGGUUGUUUUCAACUGCAGUGGGAGCUAUCUCGAGUUCUCCUUUGCCUGGCCAACUGAUCCACAACAAAAAUACACUUUGUGGUGCAGGCAAUGACCAAUGAGGCUAACACCAAGUUUUGGCCUCAAGCAGUGACGGAUGAUGUCCAUCAACACACGCACAACCUGAAGACAGUGUUGUCUGUCACAGCAAGCCGAGUGAAGGCAAAAACUUUGCUGCUGAUCCCCUCAGAGUUUGAUGAAUUCUCCUACCCAGACCCAGAAAACCCUGGCAAAAGGCCUGACCAGAAGUUCAUCCAUAGUAUUGAGUCUCUGGUAGUGAUGUGGCACAAUGAGGUUCGGGAGGUGCUCCCGUGUCGAUCUGCAGAUGCCAUUCUGGAAGGGAAGAAACCUCAACCCAGCCAGGAGAUCCAGUAUUGGAUGCACCGCGCCAAAGACUUUGAUCAAAUCUAUCAGCAAUUGAUAAAUCGAAAAGUGAAAAUGAUGGUGCGCUUGCUCAAGGACAGCAACAGCAUUUAUUACCAUUCUUUCAAGGAGCUGUACAGCAGUGUGGUUGGAGCACUCCUGGAGGCAAAUGACAAUUCUGUGUACAUGCUGGCACUGAAUCACAUGAUAGAGUCUGUAGAGAACACAGACUUUGAGGCCUGCCUGGAGCACCUGGGACCUCUGAUGCACACCGUCUGCCUGGUCUGGAUACACUCCAAGUACUACAACACACCGGAAAGGCUCACCGUGCUGCUGCAGGAGCUGUGUAAUUUCAUGAUUGAAAUAGUGGAUGGUUAUUUAGGCCCUGAGGAGAUGUUCAAAGGAGAGAUAGCAGAAGCUAUAAACACUGUCAAGACUGCGGAGAAAGUGAUGUCAGUGUUCAGAGAAUCAUUUGAUGAGCACAGAGCCAAAUUGCCUACCAUGUUUCCAGAAGGUGCCCAUGUGAGAAAAUGGGAUUUUGAUCCAGAGUUGGUCUUCUCACGUUUUUCGAAAGUUUACGAGCGCGUAAAAAUUGCCCAUUACAUCAUGGACACCAAUCUCAAUUUCAUGAAGCUGGAGAAAGUUGAUUUUGGAGGCAUUAAAGGCAAUGUUCUCGGAGACGAAGUGUUGCACAUAUUCCAAGAAUUUGACGAGGCUUUCAAGCUUUUCACAGAGGGAAAAUUCAACCCCCUGGAUACCGAUGACCCGGAGUUUUUGAAUGCCUAUGAAACCUUCAGUGCAAUUAUGGCAGACUUUGACCGCCGUUUGGCCACCAUUGCAUGCAAGGCAUUUUUUGAUUGCUCCGGCUUGGAGUCUGUGUAUAAGCUGAUUGAUAUGAUGGGGCCACUGCUGGAGAGAAAACUCAUUAUAAAGGACUUCAAUGACAAGUACCCAAUGGUGGUGGAACAGAUGCAUCAAGCUUUGGAUAUUUGCUUUGAAUUGUAUGAACAGCAGAUGGCUCACAAGAAGGAGACGGGCCUCAUGGUGGUCCAUAAGAACAUGCCUCCUGUGGCGGGCGCCAGGAUCUGGGCCAGAGAGCUGUACAGCAGAGUGGCCAGCCAUCUGGAGGAUUUUGGCAGAAUUGAACACCCGAUCAAGCACUCAGAGACUUACCAGCACGUCCUAACUAGAGUUGCUGAUCUGAAAAACCUUCUUGAUCUCUCUGAUGAAACUGAGUACCAACAGUGGCUCUCAAAUGUUGAGGAGAAUUGUUCUUUCAACAUGGCUCAGCAUUUGUUGAAAAAGGAUCUGGAAACAAAACUUUUGACUGUCAAUUUUGAUGACAAGUUGGUUGCUGUCCUGAAAGAAAUGAAGUACCUCAAACUACUUGGUCAGGGAGACAUCCCAACACAGCCUGAAAGCGUCUUCAAAAGGCGGGACAUGCUGUUCAAGUACUACGCCAAUCUGAUGCUCAUUAUGCAGCUCUACAACAGACUCAUCACAGACACCAUACCGGUGGAGCAGCCACUGAUUGCUCCGACUUUGGCCAAAAUAGAUCAACAGCUUGAGUUGGCUAUAAAUAUCUUGGCUUGGAAGAUGGAUGACAUCUGGGAGUACAUUGAAGAGACUCUGGCCAUGAUCAACGAUCUGACCCAUCGAGUGGAGCGGUCGAAAGAAAAUGUUCAGCGGAUGAAGGACGUGCUGGGCACUUUUGCCUCUCUUCCUUUGUUUGAGCGGAAAGAGAAACUGGAUAACCUGCUUGGGCUAGUUGACCGCGCUGACGUUGUGAAGAAGCGUAAUACGGCCAUCACUGGUGCUGGGAUGGAGAUUCAUGAACUCAUGGCUACGAAUUGUGAGCUUUUUCAAGCUGAUGAGGAGUCUGAGGCUUGGUUAAACUACAAGAAGUAUCUAGAUCAAAUGGUCAUCGAUUCGUUUUAUGACAUUAUUGCUUGCAGUCUGAACUACAUAAUCAACAACACGGAUGAAGAAAAGACCAGCGGGCCACUGUUUGAGAUCCUGCUGGAGCUCCACAUCCCAAAGAUGGUGUUCAUCCCCGAGCUGGAGCCAGGCGUCCAGCCCGCCUUCUGGGACGUCAUCGACGGAGUCUUCUCGGACAUCUACGCCAUGGCCUCACUCAUUCCCAGGCUAAGUCCUGACGAGGAAAAGACUUACCAGGAUGCUCUGGAUGACAAUGCAGAUCUGCUUGCUUUGCGCGACCAACUGAUAGAUGAAAUUGACGCUACUGUUGUGCAGGCCUUGGAGUACAGGGAAAGCAUGAAUCAGUACUCGAACCUGUGGUCAGACGACAGGAAUGAAUAUCUUUCUAUGUUCUUGAAGUACAACCAUAUUGUCACCCAGGAGGAAAUCUCAUUGGCUGGAGAGGAAGGAGUGCCGGAAUCUCCCCCUACCUUGCCUCAGUUCAAGGAAAAGAUUGACCACUAUGAGAAACUUUAUGAUGAUAUAGACCAGCUCCAAGCCCUCCAGGUGUUUCGGAACUGGUUGAGAGUCGACGGUCGCUCUUUUAAACAAAGUCUACUCAAUGAAGUCAAGAGAUGGAGCCUCAUGUUCAAACAGCAUCUCAUAGACCGUGUGAAUCUUGGGCUGAGUGAUCUUGAAGACUUUAUAGCAAAAACCAUGAAGGGAUUGGCCUCUGAUCCUAAGGAGAACGACUACGACGGGUUGGUGAAAAGCAUGGCUCUGCUGAACGCUGUAAGGGACCGGCAGGCUGAGACGGAUGUCAUGUUUGAUCCUCUCAAAGACACCAUUGAACUCUUGAAGACUUUCGGAGUGGAGAUGUCAGAAAAAGUGUAUGCCCAGCUUGAGGAAUUACCUGAUAAAUGGAUCCAGGUGAAAAAGAAGGUUCUGGUUUCAAAGCAGGCUGUUAUCCCACUACAACAAAAUGAAGUCGCCAAAAUCAGGAGGAAAACUGUUUCUUUUGACUUGAAACAGCAUGAGUACAGAGCAGAGUUUAGAAAAUGUCUGGCUUUCUUCUACAACUGUGAAAAGCCGUACAGAAUAAUCAAUGACUGUCAUGAGGAAAUAACAGUUCUUGAAAACUACAUGACCAAAUUGCAGGAUUCCUGUAAAAUAUUUGAUGUCCAAAUGCCAGAUUACAAGCAGUUGAAAGUUUGUCGCAAUGAGCUGAAGUUGCUGAAAUGCCUGUGGGAUUAUGUGUUCAUGGUGCAAAUGAUGUUUUCUUACUGGAAUGAUAUCAAGUGGUCUGAAAUUGAUGUGGAACAGAUGGACAUUGACUGCAAAAAACUGGCAAAAGAACUCCGCGGUCUGGACAAGGAGAUGAGGGCCUGGGAUGUCUACCUAGGGCUGGAGAAUGAAGUGAAGAACAUGAUCACUUCCAUGAGGGCUGUUGGAGAGUUGCAGAACCCGGCCAUUAGGGAGCGCCACUGGCAGGAACUCAUGGAAGCGACACAGGUGACGUUCACGAUGGAUAAGGACACGACCCUGGCGGACCUGCUGAGCCUGAACCUGCACAAGUAUGAGGACGAGGUGCACAGCAUCGUGGACAAGGCGGUGAAGGAAACGAGCAUGGAGAAGACGCUGAGGGAGCUGGCCGUCACCUGGGCCACCAUGGAGUUCAUCCACACCAAGCACCCAUCGACCGGCGUCACCAUUCUCACCGCCGAGGAGGAGCUUGUGGAGACCCUGGAAGAUAACCAGGUACAACUUCAAAAUAUGAUGACUUCGAAAUACAUUGCCCAUUUCCUGGAUCAAGUGUCUUCCUGGCAAAAGAAGCUGUCUAUGACUGAUCAGGUGAUAUCAAUCUAUAUGCAAGUCCAGCGGACGUGGCUACAUCUUGAAAGCAUUUUCAUUGGAUCUGAGGAUAUUCGUAAGCAGCUACCUGAAGACACAGCAAGAUUUGAACGGAUUGAUUCUUCAUUCAAGCAAAUUGCAAAAGAAAUUUCUGUGACAACCAUUGUGGUGGAUGCUUGUAACCAGCCCAACCUGUUGGAAAGACUGGACAAGCUGCAAAACGACCUGACCAUCUGUGAGAAAGCUCUGGCUGAAUACCUCGAGACGAAACGCCUGGCGUUCCCCAGAUUUUAUUUUGUCUCCUCCGCUGAUUUGCUCGACAUUCUGUCCAAUGGGAAUAACCCUGCUGUUGUAUCUCGUCAACUGACCAAAUUAUUUGACAGUUUGGCAAAACUAGAGUUUGACAAAAGCAAUCAGAAACUUGCCCGAGCAAUGUACAGCAAAGAUGGAGAGUAUGUGAAACUGGCUUAUGACACAGACCUCUCUGGACAGGUGGAGGUGUGGCUGAACAGAGUGCUGGAGGUGAUGAAGGCCACCGUGCGUGGAGAGAUGGCGCACGCCGUGGCUUCAUACGAAGACAAGCCCAGGGAGAAGUGGCUUUUUGACUUUCCGGCUCAGGUAGCUCUCACAAGUACACAGAUCUGGUGGACAACAGAGGUUAAUAUAGCCUUUGCAAAGCUGGAGGAAGGUUUCGAAUCUGCCCUUAAAGACUAUCUUAAAAAACAGAUUAACCAGCUGAACAGUUUGAUUAACUUACUUCUCGGUGACCUCUCCAAGGGAGACCGCCAGAAGAUCAUGACAGUGUGUACCAUUGAUGUGCAUGCCAGAGAUGUUGUGAACAAGAUGAUUAACCAGAAGGUAGACAAUUCUCAGUGCUUCCUGUGGCUCUCUCAGCUGCGCCACCGCUGGGACGUCAAGGAGGCGGACGCAUUUGCCAACAUUUGCGACGCCCAGUUCCGCUACGACAAAGAAUAUCUGGGCAAUACACCACGACUUGUGAUUACACCUCUCACUGACAGAUGUUACAUCACUCUGACCCAAUCUCUCCAUCUGAUAAUGGGUGGGGCGCCGGCCGGCCCGGCAGGGACUGGGAAAACGGAGACGACGAAGGAUUUGGGCCGGGCGCUUGGGAUCAUGGUCUACGUGUUCAACUGUUCGGAACAAAUGGACUACAAGUCUGUUGGGAACAUCUACAAAGGCUUGUCUCAGUCCGGGUCGUGGGGCUGUUUUGAUGAAUUCAAUCGCAUCGCCGUGGAAGUCUUGUCUGUCAUUGCUGUCCAGGUCAAAUGCAUCCAAGAUGGUAUCAGAGACAAGAAAAAAAAAUUCAACUUCAUGGGGACGGUCAUUAAGCUCAUGCCCACUGUAGGCAUCUUCAUUACCAUGAAUCCUGGUUACGCAGGAAGGACUGAGCUCCCUGAGAAUCUGAAAGCUUUGUUCAGACCCUGUGCCAUGGUAGUUCCAGAUUUUGAACUGAUCUGUGAAAUCAUGUUGGUGGCAGAAGGCUUUCUUAUCGCCAGACUGCUGGCGAGGAAGUUCAUCACCCUGUACAGUCUGUGCAAGGAGCUGCUGUCCAAACAGGACCAUUAUGACUGGGGUCUGAGAGCCAUCAAGUCUGUCCUGGUGGUGGCUGGAUCCCUCAAGAGAGGAGACAGAGAAAGGCCUGAAGACCAGGUCCUCAUGAGGGCCUUGCGGGAUUUUAACAUCCCAAAGAUUGUGAUGGACGACAUGCCAGUGUUCAUGGGACUUAUAGGCGAUCUGUUUCCGGCGCUUGAUGUGCCGCGGAAACGAGACUUGGAGUUUGAGGGCCACAUAAAGAAUGCCACAUUGCAGCAGAAGCUUCAGGCUGAGGACAACUUUAUCUUAAAGGUUGUACAACUGCAAGAGCUCUUUGACGUACGCCAUUCGGUUUUCAUUCUGGGAAAUGCUGGGACAGGGAAAAGCUGUGUUUGGAACACACUGAAAACGACAAAUAAAAUUCUGGGAAAGAAGCCGACAGCUAUUGACCUGGACCCAAAGUCUGUCACAAAUGAUGAACUUUUCGGAGUGAUCAGCCCAGCCACUCGUGAAUGGAAGGAUGGUCUAUUUUCGGUGGUGAUGAGAGACCUGGCCAACAUGAGCGGUGACGGCCCUAAGUGGAUCGUCCUGGAUGGGGACAUUGAUCCGAUGUGGAUCGAGUCUCUCAACACUGUCAUGGAUGACAACAAGGUCCUGACAUUAGCCAGCAAUGAACGCAUCACCAUGACCCCUGCCAUGAGACUGCUGUUUGAGAUCAGCAACUUGAGAACGGCCACCCCAGCCACAGUCUCCCGGGCAGGCAUCCUCUACAUCAAUCCAAAUGACCUUGGAUGGAAUCCGUACGUCCAGAGCUGGGUCGACCGACGUGAGGUCCAGUCUGAGAAAGCAAACCUGACCAUUCUGUUUGACAAAUACGUGUCCUCUAUUUUGGAUACACUCAGACUGCGCUUCAAGAAAAUCACUCCCAUUCAGGAAAUUGCACAUGUGCACAUGUUGACCUACUUACUGGAGUGUUUGAUAGUGCCGGAUAACGUGCCUCCUGACUCGCCAAAAGAUCUCUACGAGUUGUAUUUCGUCUUUUGUUGCGUAUGGGCGUUUGGAGGGUGUAUGUUUCAGGAUCAGCUCUGUGACCACCGAGUGGACUUCACCAAGUGGUGGGUCAUGGAGUACAAGACUGUCAAAUUCCCCUCCCACGGCACUGUCUUUGACUACUACAUUGACCCGGCCUCUCACAGUUUCAAACCAUGGACACAACUGGUGCCCGAGUUUGAGUAUGAUCCAGAUGUCCCACUGCAGGCCACUAUUGUCCACACAGCGGAGACCCACAGGCUCCGUUUCUUCCUCGACAUGCUAGUUGCCAAUCGUCGACCGGUGAUGCUGGUUGGGGCUGCGGGGACAGGAAAGACUGUAUUGAUGCAGAAUAAACUCAAGUAUCUGGGUGAAGACUACAUAAUUGCCAAUGUGCCGUUCAAUUUCUACACCACUAGUGCUAUGCUUCAGAACAUUCUAGAGAAGCCGCUGGAAAAGAAGGCAGGUCGCAACUAUGGCCCGCCAGGCACGAGGAAGCUGGUCUAUUUCAUUGACGACAUGAACAUGCCAGAGGUGGACAAGUACUUCACUGUGCAGCCCCACACCUUGGUGCGAGCCUGCAUUGACCACGCCCACUGGUACGAUCGACAGAAGCUCUCUCUGAAAGAAAUCCACAACGUCCAGUUUGUGUCCUGCAUGAACCCCACUGCUGGAAGCUUCACAAUCGACGCCAGAUUGCAGCGUCACUUCUGUGUGUUUGCCUUGAGUCUGCCCACCAAGGACGCCCUAGCGGCAAUCUACAGCAACAUUCUCAGCCAGCACAUGAUUCUCAACAACUACAGUAUCAGCCUGCAGAGAUAUUGCAACAACCUGGUCCAAGGGGCCAUCGCUCUACAGUCCAAGAUGACGUCCAGUUUCUUGCCCACGGCCAUUAAAUUCCAUUACAUCUUCAACCUGCGCGACAUGUCAAAUAUUUUCCAAGGCAUGCUGUUUGCGAACGCGGAAUGUUGUAAGACCACAGCCAUGUUGGUGAGGCUAUACUUCCACGAGGCAGAGAGGGUCUACAGAGACAAGCUAGUGGAUGAGACAGACCUGGCCCUUUACGACAAGUACCAAGUGGAAAUACUGAAGAAAUUCUUUGAGGAACAAAAAGAAGAAGUGAUUCAAGCCAGGCCCUUGAUAUGUUGCCACUUUGCCGUUGGAAUGGGAGACGGCACUUACGAUUUCAUCAAAGAGUGGCCACUGCUGAACAAGCUCCUCUCUGAUGCCCUGGACAGUUACAACGAGCUCAACGCCAGCAUGAACCUCGUCCUCUUCGAGGAUGCCAUGUCGCAUAUCUGCCGGAUCAACCGAAUUUUGGAGUCACCGCGUGGCAAUGCUCUCCUCAUCGGGGUGGGGGGCAGUGGAAAACAGUCCUUGUCUCGGCUGGCUGCAUUUAUCAGUGGUCUUGACGUCUUUCAGAUUACCCUCAGCAAGCAGUAUGGCAUUCCAGACUUGAAGGCAGACUUGAAUGGACUUUACAGGAAAUCAGGACUGAAAGGGCUGGGUGUGGUCUUCCUCAUGUCGGACGCACAAGUUGCCAACGAAAUCUUCCUGGUGCUCAUCAACGAUCUCCUGGCCUCUGGAGAAAUUGCCGACCUCUUCGGCGAUGAUGAGGUUGAGGAAAUCCUCAGUGCGAUGCUCAAUGAAUGCAAACAGGUCGGAAUCCCAGACACACGAGAGAACGCCUGGGCCCUGUUUAUUGAUAAAGUGCGGAGAAAUCUCAAAGUGGUCCUGUGCUUCUCACCGGUGGGCUCCACUCUCAGAGUGCGCAGUCGCAAGUUCCCGGCGGUGACCAACUGCACGUCUAUCGACUGGUUCCACGAGUGGCCGGAGCAGGCUCUGGUGUCUGUCAGUGCCAGGUUCCUCGGGGACAACGAACUACUGGAGGCAGACAUGCGCAAGUCGAUAGCACAGUUCAUGGCCUUUGUUCACAAAUCUGUGAACGAGGCAAGUCUGGCUUACCUGUCCAAUGAGCACCGGUACAACUACACCACGCCCAAGUCUUUCCUGGAGCAGAUCACGCUGUAUCAGAACCUGCUGCGCAAGAAGAACGAGGAGUUGCAGGCCAGCAUCAUUCGUCUAGAGAACGGGUUAGAAAAACUCCGCAGCACAGCCACUCAGGUGGAUGACCUCAAGUCCAAGCUGGCCUCCCAGGAAGUGGAGCUGGCGGCCAAAAACAAAGAGGCCAAUGACCUGAUCACCGUGGUCAGUGCGGAGACGGAGAAAGUGAUGAAGGAGAAAGCCGUAGCGGACGUGGAGGAGGAGAAAGUCUCUCUGAUCACUGUGGAGGUGGAGCAGAAGGCCUCGGACUGUCAGAGAGAUCUCGCCAAAGCAGAACCCGCCUUGCUGGCCGCUAAAGAUGCUCUCAACACUCUAAAUAAGAACAACCUGACCGAGUUGAAAUCUUUCGGGUCCCCGCCCGCUGCUGUGACCAAUGUGGCAGCCGCAGUCAUGGUGCUGUUAGCUCCGGGCGGAAACAUUCCCAAAGACAGGUCCUGGAAAGCCGCAAAAUCCUCCAUCAUGGCCAAGGUGGAUCACUUUCUGGACAACCUGAUCAACUACGACAAAGACAACAUUCCUGUCACCUGCCAACAAGCUGUGCAGCCAUAUCUGACCAAUCCUGAGUUUGAUCCCGAAUUUAUCAAAGCGAAAUCUCUGGCCGCUGCAGGUCUUUGCUCCUGGGUCAUCAACAUCAUGAGGUACUACGAGGUCUUCUGUAAUGUCGAGCCAAAAAGAAUUGCUCUGAAGAAAGCCAACAAUGAACUGCAGGCUGCUCAGGAUAAGCUGGCUACCAUUAAAGCCCGUGUUGCCCAGCUGGAGCAGACGCUGGGCGAGUGCCAGGCAGAGCUGAACCAAGCCGUGGAGACGAAGCAAAAAUGCCAGGAUGAAGCCGACUCCACCGCGGCCACCAUUGAUCUGGCGAACCGCCUCGUGGGUGGACUGGCCUCCGAGAAUGUGAGGUGGGCAGAUGCCAUCCAGGACUUUCACGAAAAUGAGAAGACUCUCCCCGGAGAUGUGCUGCUAAUUACUGCAUAUGUUUCCUACGUUGGAUCUUUCACAAAGACAUACAGAAUGGAUCUCCUCGAGAACAAGUGGGUAGCCUUCCUGAAACAACUCAAAGUACCGAUUCCAGUCACUGAGAAUCUUGAUCCCUUGGUCAUGCUUGUGGAUGCUGCUCAAGUGGCCAGCUGGAGCAAUGAGAACCUGCCUGGAGACAGGAUGAGCACUGAGAACGCCACCAUCCUCACCAACUGCGAGCGCUGGCCUCUUAUGAUUGACCCUCAGCUGCAGGGCUCCAAAUGGAUCAAGACCAGAUAUGGGAGCAGCCUCAGGGUGGUUCGCCUGGGCUCUCACGGCUACCUGGAUGUCAUUGAGAAGGCUGUGGAGACAGGAGAGGUGCUGAUGAUGGAGAACAUCAUGGAGUCUGUGGACCCCGUGCUGGAUCAUCUGCUGGGCAGGAACACCAUCAAGAAAGGGAGAGCUAUCAAGAUUGGAGAUAAAGAAAUCAAUUACCAUCCCAAGUUCCGACUAAUCCUUCAGACUAAACUGGCAAAUCCUCACUACAAGCCGGAGAUGCAGGCUCAGACAACCCUCAUUAAUUUCACAGUAACCAGAGAUGGUCUGGAGGACCAGCUGCUUGGGGCUGUGGUAUCCAAGGAACGGCCGGAUCUGGAGAAACUCAAGUCGGAUCUCACGCGACAGCAGAAUGAGUUCAAAAUCACUUUGAAAGGUUUGGAGGACAAUCUCCUGGCUCGACUGUCGACAGCUGAAGGAAACUUCCUGGGUGACUAUGCGCUAGUUGAGAACCUGGAGACAACGAAACGCACGGCGGCAGAAAUUGAGGUCAAGGCCGCAGAGGCCAAGAUUACGGAGAAGGAGAUCAACCUCGCUCGAGAAAAUUAUCGUCCUGUUGCAGCCAGAGCAUCGCUCCUGUACUUCAUCAUGAAUGAUUUGUUUAAGAUUCACCCAAUGUAUCAGUUCUCAUUGAAGGCUUUCAGUGUUGUGUUUGACAAAUCCAUUGAUAAGGCCGAGCCAGCGGAUACGGAGCAAGAGAGAGUGUCGAACCUGAUCGACUGCAACACGUACUCUGUCUAUGUUUACACCACGCGAGGCCUCUUUGAGAGGGACAAGCUGAUUUUUGGAACCAUGAUGACUUUUCAGAUUUUGACUCAGAUGAAAGAAAUUGAUGCAGAGUGCCUUGAUUUUCUACUGCGAUUUCCAGCAACUGCAGACGCAAAGAGUCCAGUAGAUUUUCUCACGGACCUAGGCUGGGGUGGCAUUAAGGCUCUGUCCGAACAUGAUGCGUUCAGGAACCUGGAUAAGGAUAUUGUUGGAUCUGCGAAGCGCUGGAAAAAGUUUGUUGAAGGAGAAGCCCCAGAAAAAGAGAAGUUCCCUCAGGAGUGGAAAAAUAAAACUCCUUUAGAAAAGCUGUGCAUGAUGAGGGCUCUGAGGCCUGAUCGAAUGAGCAAUGCCAUCACUGCUUUCAUUGAGGAGUCAAUGGGACGCCAGUACAUCGAGAACCGUGCCGUAGAAUUCAGCAAAUCAUUUGAAGAGUCGGGCCCCGCCACACCCAUCUUCUUCAUUCUCUCCCCCGGCGUGGACCCGUUGAAAGACGUGGAGAAACUGGGCAAAAAGCUGGGCUACACGAUGGCCAAAGAGAACUGCCACAACAUCUCUCUGGGUCAAGGUCAGGAGAUUGUUGCCGAGAAGGCUAUGGACCUGGCAGCGAAGAAAGGCCACUGGGUGGUAUUACAGAAUGUUCACUUGGUAGCAAAAUGGCUGUCUCGACUGGAGAAGAAGAUAGAGCAGUACUCGGAGGAGAGCCACCUCAAUUACCGAGUGUUCAUCAGCGCAGAACCGGCCGGGACCCGCGAGUCCCACAUCAUGCCUCAGGGCAUCUUAGAAGCAUCGGUGAAAAUCACCAACGAACCACCAACGGGGAUGCUUGCUAACUUGCAUAAAGCACUGGACAAUUUUAAUCAGGAUACUCUAGAAAUGUGCUCAAAGGAAGUUGAAUUCAAAGCCAUCCUGUUCUCGCUGUGUUACUUCCAUGCCGUCGUGUGUGAGCGGAGAAAGUUCGGGGCCCAGGGGUGGAACAGGGUGUACCCGUUCAAUGUCGGAGAUUUGACCAUCAGCGUCAAUGUGUUGUAUAACUACCUUGAGGCUAACAACAAGGUUCCUUGGGAGGAUCUGCGAUAUCUGUUUGGAGAGAUCAUGUACGGGGGCCACAUCACUGAUGACUGGGACCGCAAACUUUGCAGAACAUACCUGGAAGUCUACAUGAAUCAGGAUAUGAUUGACGGAGAGCUCUUACUGGCCCCUGGCUUCCCCGUGCCUCCCAACAUCGACUAUGAUGCCUACCAUGCCUAUAUUGAUGACGAGCUGCCCACGGAAUCCCCGUACCUGUACGGCCUCCACCCCAAUGCCGAGAUUGAGUUCCUGAGCAAGCGCUCGGACAAUCUGUUGCGGACUGUGUUUGAGAUGCAGCCCAGAGACGCCUCAGGGGAGGCAGGGGAGUCUGUGUCGAGAGAGGAGAAGGUGAAAGAAAUCCUGGAUGAUUUGACAGAAAGACUGCCAGACCCAUUCAAUAUGGAAGAAAUCAUGUCCAAAGUGGCUCCAGAUGCCCGCACACCGUACGUGGUGGUGGCCUUCCAGGAGUGUGAACGUAUGAACUUUCUCACACAGGAGAUUCGCAUUUCUCUGAAAGAGCUUGACCUGGGUCUGAAGGGUGAGCUGACGAUCACAUCUGAAAUGGAAGACCUGGGCAACGCAUUGUUCCUUAACCAUGUACCAGAGCGCUGGGAGAAAAGGGCUUACCCGUCCUUGUUUUUACUAGCUCAAUGGUAUGCAGACAUGCUGGCAAGAGCAAAAGAGCUGGACUCGUGGAUCACAGACUUCAACUUGCCCACCUGUGUCUGGCUCGGGGGAUUCUUCAACCCACAGAGCUUCCUCACUGCCAUCAUGCAGCAGAUGUCCAGGAAGAACGAAUGGCCUCUGGACCGUAUGUGCUUACAGUGCGACGUGACCAAAAAGAACAAGGAAGAGAUGACGGCGCCCCCGAGAGAGGGGGCCUACGUUUACGGCCUCUACAUGGAAGGGGCUCGUUGGGAUCAUCAGACCGGCUUCAUCGGAGAGUCCAUUUUGAAAGAGCUGACCCCCCGCAUGCCCGUGAUCUUCCUGAAGGCUAUCCCCGUGGAUCGGAUGGAUCAGCGUGUGGUGUACGAGUGUCCGGUCUACAAGACCAAGUCGCGAGGGCCGACCUUUGUGUGGACCUUCCGACUCAAGACUAAGGCCGACCCCUCCAAAUGGGUCUUGGCUGGUGUGGCACUGCUUUUACAAGUCUGAUUAUUUUUUUUUUUUUUUUUUACAAAUUUGGAAAUAUAGUUGAGUCUGCUUAAGCUGAACACAGUUAAUCUGAAAACAGUGGUAAACCAAAAAGAAAAUAGAAUCCCCAAUGUUUUCCUUUGGUAUUUGAGCAAUGCCUGUAAACUGAAAACACGGCAAAACCGAAGAAAAACCAGUGGUCCAUCAGAUUUCAGUUUAAGCAGACUCUCCUGUAUUCAUUUAAGUUUCUAUUUCUCUAUUUUAGGCUAUUUUGCUCAAAGAGGAAGGUUUGGAUCUAGAUUUGAGUAUGUUUCCUUUAGAAGUGUGAAUGAGCACACUAAAUACCGAUAGGCAAUAUUGUGGUAAAGAGAAUGUAUCCUUAUGAGUCUUCUAGUUAGUGAACUCAUGGUAUCAAAAGUAACAAUUGCAAUAUUUUGUCUUCGAAGACACUGAUAAUGCACAGUACCGGUAUUUGAGAUACUGACUUUGAUCUCUGAAGAACAAUAUUUGCUGCAGUUUGUGAACUAGCUAUACUACACACACUUUCUGUUUCAAUAAAAUGGUCAGUUUUUACCAG
Aplysia californica (California sea hare) is the source of this 14010-nucleotide messenger RNA. RefSeq names its product dynein beta chain, ciliary. Gene Ontology annotation, biological process: microtubule-based movement. The record is from RefSeq and is a predicted model, not a curated record. Gene Ontology annotation, molecular function: minus-end-directed microtubule motor activity; ATP hydrolysis activity; ATP binding. Gene Ontology annotation, cellular component: dynein complex. Lineage: Eukaryota; Metazoa; Mollusca; Gastropoda; Aplysiida; Aplysiidae.